UGCCGAACAUGGGCGGUCACUUUUCUGUCUAUAUAAACAUUAGCACAGCACACCUCUUGAGAUUAAUCACUCGUGCACAUGAACAGGCACAGUGCACAUGUCUGAGCAGUCACAGUCUCACCUCCCUGGAAUGAAAGCAGCACAGUGAUGGAGUUCAGAGAGCUGGGAGCAGACGAGAGCUCGGAGGGCGACAUGGAGGAUCUGGAUAGUGUAAAAGCCCUGACUGAGAAACUCAAACUACAAACGCGCAGACCGUCGUACCUAGAAUGGAAGGAGCGGCUACAGGCUCGCCCGUGGACUGAUGCCACACACAGUUCAAAUGCCAGCAGCCCAGGACCUGAGGAGAAGGACACUCAGAUAUCUGACAUCUGGAAAGAUGGAAUGCCUUAUAAGAACAUAUGCGGCUUUGAUACCAUAGACGACGCGUUAGAAUGGCUCAGAAACGAACUGAGGGAGAUGCAGAUGCAGGAUAACCGUCUCGCACGGCAGUUGAUUCGCUUACGGGGGGAGAUCCACAGGCUGAAGGUGGAGCAGGUGUGUCACCGUCACAAAGAAAUGCUGGAUGAUGCCACAUACGAGCUGGAGGAGUGCGAGGAGGACUCAGAUCUGCUGUGUGACAUCCCUAUGAAAGCUGCCUUCUCUAUGUCCACCCCUCUCAAACAUCUUGGUCUCACCAAGAUGAACCUCAACUCCAGACGGUUCUCGCUCUGUUGAGGCGAUGAGAGGCGCCCCUCAAGAUAAAUCAGCGCACAGCUGACACUGGAAGCCAAAGAUUUGGUUUGUUUCAGUGUUAAAAUUAGACUGUAGCAAAAAAAAAACAAAACAAAACAAAAAACGCUUUUAAUUUUCUUCACA
This is a messenger RNA of Labeo rohita (rohu), 855 nucleotides long. It is a transcript of the gene fam167b, whose product is annotated as family with sequence similarity 167 member B. Lineage: Eukaryota; Metazoa; Chordata; Actinopteri; Cypriniformes; Cyprinidae. The record is from RefSeq and is a predicted model, not a curated record.